AUGGGCUGUGACAGUGAGAGUUCCGAAAUUAUCCAGCCAGGCUUUGAGGAUAAUGUUGUUCCACCAGAUUGCGAGAGUCCAGCAUCAUCCACUCUGCUAGUAAGCGCUCAGCACAGUGUACAUCUUGAAGAUGACCCAGCACUCUAGCCAAAACACCUGUCUGACAGUGCACGCUGCUCAAUAGUGCAGAGGGGACCACUUCAGGUGAAGGACAGGAUGAAGAUGGGCACAGAUUUACUAGCAGCAAUUACUACAUGCAAAUGAAAAAUGGAUAAGCAGAUUAUGGCUUGUCUACAGUGAAAAGAACGAUGUGUUAUUUGUUUUUGCUGCCACCUUUUUGGAAACAGAGGAAGGAGCAAUCAGCUGAGUGAGGAUGGGUUUAAUGAUUGGAAAAAUCUUUCAGCCCACCUGAGACAGCAUGAAAAGUCAAGUGAGAACAUUCCAAAUAUGGAUGCUUGGUGCAACCUAUCACAGAAACUCCAGACACACACGGCUAUAGAUCAGGUGAACCAAAAUCUUCUUUCUCUUAAAGUAGAUCGCUGGGUUCUGACGAGAUUAAUUGUGAUUGUUAGCUAUCUGGCAGAGCGCAAUCUAGCAUUUCGUGGCCACUCUGACAGGCUGUUUGAGACUGGAAAUGGAAAUUUCCUUGGGCAACUUCAACUCAUGGCUCAGUUUGACCCAUAGACUGUAUAUACUAUGGACAAUGUGGUUCCGCCUACCGCCUGUAUACAGAUUUGAAGCCAAAUAGCUCUCGGUAUUUCCAGGAUUUUUCUUAAUUUCCUGAAAACAGCGCUGCGCAGUAGCAAUGCGCGCAUUCGGCCGUGCAGUCGCAGAGUCGCUGUGAUGACUAAGAAGAAACAGCGUAUCCCCGGGGUGAGCUACGCAAUCCCUGAACGCCCAUAGGAUGUAUCAGAUGUCAAUCAUAGCAAACAUGAACCCCCUAAUAACUUUUAAAAACGGAGCUUCACAGAAAAAAGAGGACUUGAGCACAAACCAGUCUUAGUGUAACAACAUGUCAACAUCACAAGCAGGGGGGAGAAAAAAUUAUGUUCUGUGUAAUAAAUUUCUAAAGUUUGUCCACAGCUCCAUAAGCUUUGCUGCCGGAGGUGGGAUUUAUGACCUGUACUGCAGCCCAUCACCAGAGGGUGCUGUUCUCGGAGUGGCUUCACCCAGCAAGGAGGCAGACUCUGUCCAUUCUAUAUACAGUCUAUGGUUUGACCCAAGCACGAAAAUGUCACUGCGCCAGCUGAUUCUGUCAACACCUCCCCCUGCCACGCCACUUGGGGGAUCUCGGCUCGCCUCCGUGCGACUCAGUCCACGAAAAUACCAAACUCGCCUUACGCCGGGCUCCGCCAGACGAAAAUACAACUGCGCGGGGCUCGCCGCCCUCCGCCGCCUCACCGGCGCGAACGAAAAUAGAGCCCCAAGUCUUUGUGUGUUCCUUGUGGAAGUCACACUUUGAACCUUGUUGCUGGGGAUGCUGCCAAGUCAUCUCUGACAUCCAUCAGCUUCUUUGGUCUGCUACAGCGACUUUACACUCCGUUCAGCUCCUCAGUUCACCACUGGUCCAUUCUCACAGAGCAGUCAAGAACUUCACACUGAAGACAUUGUUAACAACCAGGUGGGAGUCCAGGGUUGAAGCUAUCAAAGCUGUUCGCUACCAGCUUCCUAAAAUUGUGAAGGCAUUGAUUGUUCUAAAGGAAUAUGCCAUGGAGAAAAGGGAUGCAGAAGUUGUUUUAACAGCUGGAAGCAUCUGCCAGGAGACGCAGAGGUGGCCUUUUGUGGUUAGUACCGUUGUGUGGUGUAAUGUGUUGUUCCAGAUAAAUAAAGCCAGCAAGACCCUGCAGAGCCAGAAAGUUUCAAUUGAAACAGUCAGGAAAGAAAUCAGGGCAGUGACCGAAUUCCCUCAGGAAUUUUGGGAAGAUGGGUUUAAAGCUGCCAAAACAGAGGCCAGGAAAAUAGCAGAGAGGCUUGAGGUGGAGAUGAGCUCGCCAGAGGUGCGUCAGAGAAGAACGACCCAACAGUUUGAGUAUGAAGGAAGAGGGCAGACUCACAAAAGAGAGUUUUUCUUGCCUUUCAUUGAUACAGCUCUUAAUACAUUAAAGGAGACAUUUUCAGUCAUGGAAACCUACUGUGAGCUGUAUAGAUUUCUCUACUCCACUGACAUCAUGAGAAACACUGAGGGAGGGAAGCUGGAUGAAUGCUGCCACAGACUGGAGCAGAGAAUGGAUGAUAUUGAUGCAGAGGACCUGAAACUUGAGGUAAAAAGUGCAGUUAGGUCCUUCCGCACACAUAUCUCAUCACCUUGAUUUUAUCUAUGAGGAGAAUAUCCUAGACCUAUAUCCAAAUAUGAGUAUAGCUCUCAGACUUCUGCUCACUCUCCCUGUGACAGCAGCUUCAGGUGAGAGAAGUUUCUCGAAGCUGUAGCUAAUUAAAACAUGUCUGAGGUCAACAAUGUCACAGAAAAGGCUGUCUGCACUCGCUGUUCUCUCCAUCGAGCAAGAAGUCAGGAAGUUAGUGAAUAUAGAUCUCCUCAUUGCAAGAUUUGAUGAGGCCAAGGAUCGCAAGAUAAGAUUUUAG
This is a messenger RNA of Xyrichtys novacula (pearly razorfish), 2580 nucleotides long. NCBI's taxonomy places the organism in Eukaryota, Metazoa, Chordata, Actinopteri, Labriformes, Labridae. The record is from the annotation of a GenBank genome assembly.